Messenger RNA from Rattus rattus (black rat), 1393 nucleotides. RefSeq names its product protein phosphatase 1 regulatory subunit 42 (gene Ppp1r42). Bases 157 to 1224 code for a protein of 355 amino acids. The transcript has 9 exons. The record is from RefSeq and is a predicted model, not a curated record. NCBI's taxonomy places the organism in Eukaryota, Metazoa, Chordata, Mammalia, Rodentia, Muridae. Gene Ontology annotation, molecular function: protein binding.
CUGGCUUUGUAGGAGCCGGGUACAGGGACACUGACCAAACCAGUUACAGACCGGACUGGACAGAGCGUUUUAGAAAGUGGACGUGAUACCUAAGCCUGCUUCUGGACAUGCUGUCAAAGUGGAGCUUUCGCUGAGAGUUUGACUUAUGCAGAAACCAUGGUUCGACUGACAGUGGAUUUAAUUGCCAAAAACAGCAAUCUUAAACCCAGAAAAGAAGAAACCCUUGUACAAUGCCUGAAGAAAAUAACACACAUAAAUUUUUCAGACAGAAAUAUAGAUUCGAUUGAUGACCUCUCUCUUUGUAAAAACCUGAGCGUUUUAUAUUUGUAUGAUAAUCGAAUUAGUCAAGUCACUAACCUGAAUUACAACACAAAUCUGACCCACUUGUACCUACAGAACAAUUGCAUUUCCUGCAUCGAAAACCUCAGUUCACUAAAGAAAUUGGAAAAACUGUAUCUGGGAGGCAAUUACAUUGCAGUCGUCGAAGGCUUGGAAGGAUUAGAGGAGCUGAGAGAGCUUCAUGUUGAAAGUCAGAGGCUCCCCCUGGGAGAAAAGCUCCUGUUUGACCCAAGGACUCUUCGUUCUCUAGCAAAAUCCCUCUCUACUUUGAAUAUCAGCAACAAUAACAUUGAUGACAUAAAAGAUUUAGAGAUGCUGGAGAAUCUUAAUCACCUGAUUGCAGUUGACAACCAGCUGAUGCACGUGAAGGACUUGGAAGUUUUACUGAGAAAACUGAUGAAGCUGUGGAAAAUGGAUUUAAAUGGAAAUCCUGUUUGUCUUAAACCAAAAUACAGGGACAGGCUGAUACUGAUGUCCAAGUCACUGGAGUUUCUUGAUGGAAAAGAGAUAAAAAACCUGGAAAGACAAUUCCUAAUGAAUUGGAAAGCAUCCAAAGACGCCAAGAAAAUCAGCAAGAAAAGGAGGAACAGAAGUGAGGAUCAAAACAACUCCUACAUAAGUAACUUUGAAACAAUACAUCACAUAGUUCCUGUUUAUUACCCACAGGUGGGUAAGCCAAAAGUAGUCUUUUUCUCUGAUGUACAGAGAUAUCUUGGAAAGGCAUCUUCAAAGUUUUCCCAAGAAGAUAAAACUACAAUUACUGAAGAUAUAGGGAAUCUAUCCUUGAAGGAAUCUGAAAGCUUGCUAACAAAAACCGAUAUCCAUGAACCUUACCUUCUCCAAAAUCCAAAAGUAAAGGAAAAUUUGUCUGAGAAUAAGGAGUAAAUUCUGCCUCCAGUGAUUUGAUUUCUUCAUAGAACGAGGCAACAGCGUGUUUUGAGGGUUUAUAGACUUCGUUUAUCUUGGUGUGUAUGUUGUUUGUUUCUUUAUAGAAUCUGAGACUUUGCUUUAUGUGUGUGAAUUCUGGGAUCUAUUUACUCUAUUAGCUGUUAAA